CUAACUUAUUAAUCUCCUGUCUUUUCUAGCUUACUUCUGCCGCAUUCUCCAGAGAAACAAAACAAUGGGAAGAAGAAUGGGUGGCGGCCGCUCACCUGCCGCUUCCUCCUCAGUUCUUAACCACAGGAUACUCAGCCACCGACUCCAAUCUUGUCAACUGUCAUACUCCACCGUCGAUGAAAUCGUCGACCACCUUCGAACUAACUACCCCGAUUACAAACGCAUCAAGCAACAACCUUUCACCAGGGCCGUCCAACAAGCCCUCCAAUCCUCUUCCAAACACACCCAAAAGACGCCUUCUUCACAUUCUGUUUUCAAAUUCGAUGAUGACAGUGAUGGACAUGAGCAUGCCAUUGCAGCUUCUUCUUCCUCGCCUUCUCUUUCGCGUUCGCGGAAGAAGCUUAAGAGAACCGAUGUGACUGAGCAAAGGUUGCAACGUUUAGAAGAGUCGCACAUUGAAAGGAGACGGAUUCAGCGCGAUGACUCAUGCUCGAGCUCGGAAACGGACUCAUCAUCUUCAUCGGAAGAAGUAGAUGAUGAAGUUCCGACUUCGGAAGAUGUUAUUUAUGGAGAAAAAGAGGAACCCAAGUAUGAUUUAACGAAAUCAAUGCUACGGCACAGUUACAAUCAAUCCAACAACACAAAAUCGAAGUUUGAAGAAAAAAAUAUCGAAAUGGAGGUUGCAGCUAAUAAAAAUAAGGAUAAAAUUGAUAUGAUCAAUCAAGCUGGAGCUGGAAAAAAAUAUGCAAAGGCUUCGGUUAAGGCCGCUACUGCUGCUGAUGCUGUGGAGGUUAAUGGGAAAGAGGGGCCGAGGUUUAGGGAUUUAGGUGGGAUGGGAGCUGUGCUGGAGGAGUUGAUGAUGGAAGUCAUAGUACCUCUUUAUCAUCCACGUUUGCCACGAUGGCUGGGAGUUAGGCCAAUGGCUGGAAUUUUGCUCCAUGGCCCACCUGGUUGCGGCAAGACCAAAUUGGCCCACGCCAUUGCCAAUGAAACUAGUGUUCCGUUCUAUAAAAUUUCAGCUACCGAGGUGGUUUCGGGUGUCUCGGGUGCAUCAGAGGAAAAUAUUAGGGAACUCUUCUCAAAAGCAUAUAGGACUGCUCCUUCAAUUGUUUUCAUCGAUGAGAUUGAUGCCAUUGCAUCUAAAAGAGAAAAUAUGCAGAGGGAGAUGGAGCGGAGAAUCGUCACACAGUUGAUGACUUGUAUGGAUGAAUCUCACAGACUUUUGCAACCAAAUGAUAAGGAUUCUAGUUCAGAGAACUCUGAUUCCAAGCCUGGCUAUGUGCUUGUGAUUGGAGCUACCAAUAGACCUGAUGCUGUUGACCCUGCACUACGGAGGCCUGGACGAUUUGAUCGGGAGAUUGUUCUUGGUGUUCCGGAUGAAAAUGCCAGGUGUGAGAUUCUUUCUGUGAUUACACGAAAUCUUAGGCUUGAAGGGUCUUUUGAUCUUUUGAAAAUAGCAAGGGCUACACCAGGUUUUGUUGGAGCGGAUUUGGCUGCCUUAGCUAACAAGGCUGGUAAUCUUGCCAUGAAGAGGAUCAUAGACCAGAGAAAGCAUGUGAUUUCUAAAGAAUCUAUUGAUGAGGAGCAAGCUGAUCAGUGGUGGAGGCAGCCUUGGUUGCCCGAGGAGAUGGAAAAACUAACAAUCACUAUGGCUGAUUUUGAGGAAGCAGCUAAAAUGGUUCAGCCCUCAUCACGGAGAGAGGGAUUCUCUACAAUUCCAAAUGUUAAGUGGGAGGAUGUUGGUGGUCUUGACUUCCUAAGGCAGGAAUUCGACCGUUACAUAGUUAGACGCAUAAAAUUUCCCGAGGAAUAUGCGGAAUUCGGAGUGGACUUGGAGACAGGAUUUUUGCUUUAUGGACCACCAGGCUGUGGUAAAACGUUGAUUGCAAAGGCUGUAGCUAAUGAGGCUGGAGCCAAUUUCAUUCACAUCAAGGGCCCUGAACUUUUGAAUAAAUAUGUUGGAGAAAGUGAGCUGGCAGUUCGGACAUUGUUUAGCCGUGCUAGGACAUGUUCUCCGUGCAUACUUUUCUUUGAUGAGGUGGAUGCUUUGACCACAAAGCGAGGGAAAGAGGGUGGAUGGGUUGUUGAACGACUUCUGAACCAGUUGCUCAUUGAGUUAGAUGGAUCGGAUCAGCGGCGCGGUGUUUAUGUUAUAGGUGCCACUAAUAGACCUGAAGUGAUGGAUCGUGCUGUUUUACGGCCUGGUAGAUUUGGUAAAUUUCUUUAUGUACCUCUUCCCAGUCCUGACGAACGUGGGUUGAUCUUGAAAGCUCUUGCUAGGCAGAAACCCAUAGACGCCGAUGUGGAUUUGAGUGCAAUUGGACGAACGGAGGCUUGUGAUAAUUUAAGUGGGGCUGAUCUUUCUGCACUGAUGAAUGAAGCAGCCAUGGGUGCACUGGAAGAGAAACUGACUUCAACAGGGAUAUCUGAGGCUUCAUGGACAAUCAAGACAUUGCAUUUCGAGCAUGCACUGAAUAAGAUCUCACCAUCGGUGUCCGAUAAGCAAAAACAGUUCUAUAAGGCAUUGUCAGAGAGCUUCAAAGCGGGUUGAUAAGAGGUACAUCCCAUUGACGUGUGCCGUUAACUGGAGCGAUAAAUCAUAAUGAUUAGUAUGGUGGCACCUUUGAUCAAGCAGUCUUCAAAAGUAAUUAUUAUCAAAAUGGGUCCAAUAAGAACGUUUAGCUUGCAAAUUAGUUAUUCCCUUUAGGGAUUAGACAUGAAUGUGUAGAAGAAGCAGUAUAUUGAUAAAGAAAAGAUAUUUGUUUUCCAAAAUCAAAAGAGCGAUUGGGUUGAAAAAAAUAAAAUAAAUUAAAAAAUAAAGGAUUUCUAACCGGCUUCUUAUCCUAAUAACGAACAUAAAUUAAGUUAGAUGACAAAAGA
Hibiscus syriacus is the source of this 2880-nucleotide messenger RNA. Its product is annotated as cell division control protein 48 homolog C-like. The record is from RefSeq and is a predicted model, not a curated record. Gene Ontology annotation, cellular component: nucleus. Gene Ontology annotation, biological process: ribosome biogenesis. Lineage: Eukaryota; Viridiplantae; Streptophyta; Magnoliopsida; Malvales; Malvaceae. Gene Ontology annotation, molecular function: ATP hydrolysis activity; preribosome binding; ATP binding. The transcript has 10 exons. Bases 65 to 2551 code for a protein of 828 amino acids.